This is a messenger RNA of Fundulus heteroclitus (mummichog), 3999 nucleotides long. RefSeq names its product BCAR1 scaffold protein, Cas family member (gene bcar1). Gene Ontology annotation, biological process: cell migration; cell surface receptor protein tyrosine kinase signaling pathway. The transcript has 9 exons. The record is from RefSeq and is a predicted model, not a curated record. Gene Ontology annotation, cellular component: plasma membrane; cytoplasm; focal adhesion. NCBI's taxonomy places the organism in Eukaryota, Metazoa, Chordata, Actinopteri, Cyprinodontiformes, Fundulidae. Gene Ontology annotation, molecular function: protein binding. Bases 322 to 3225 code for a protein of 967 amino acids.
CGCGUCUGACGUCAGCAAUCCCAGCUGCGUCAUAUUCUGCCGUUGUGUUUGCCGGGGCGGCUGCAUGGCAAGCUGAGCAUUCCGGGACAGCAGACAGAGUGGUGCAGGGAGACAGGACGGAGGACAGACGGGUGAGAGGCGGACGCGUUGGCGCUGGCGCAUAUCUGCAGCUCCAGCACAUGCUGACGUCGUCCUGCUGCGGAGGAAGGCUCUGUAGCAUGGAGUGACCGGAGUGACCGGAGGACUGAGCCGCGGAGGAUCUCCUUUGGUCAGACACCAGCAGGCCAGCAGCGUUUGAGAGGAAGAAGCAGCAGCAGCAAGAUGUCUGUUCCUGUAUUGUGCAGAAUGUUUGACUGCCUGCGGGGGGCCCCACAGGUAGAGAACGUCCUGGCCAAAGCAUUGUAUGACAAUGUGGCUGAGUCUCCAGAUGAACUUUCCUUCCGCAAGGGUGACAUCUUGACAGUGAUGGAGCGGGACACACAGGGGUUGGACGGAUGGUGGCUCUGCUCUCUUCAUGGCCGCCAAGGCAUUGUCCCCGGGAAUCGUCUCAAAAUCCUCGUUGGCAUGUAUGAUAGUAAGCAGCAACAACAGGUCACACCUACCACACCAGAUCCAGCUGUUUCCUGUCCAACCUCCCAGGUGCAGCGACCCCUCCUCACUCAAAGCGCCUAUGCCCAACCAACACCUGCUAUCUCUACACCAUCUGCGCCAGGGUACACAAAUAAGCCCCCUCCCUCAGUUCAGUAUACAUCCAUGCACCCAGCAUACUCAACCUCCAAUCCUGCACAGCCGAAUACUGAUUCUGUUUACAUGAUGCCUCCUUCCCAUGGUCCCAAGGUUAGCUCCCAAUGUCUAUAUCAGGUUCCACCUGGUCCAAGUGGAUCCUCUGCACACGCCCAACCAGGACCCCCUAAAAAGACCUCAGCUCUUGGCCAUAGGCCAUUUGAGCUAUCUGCACAGGAUAUCUAUCAGGUCCCCCCCUCUAUAGGUCAGGCAACCACUUCGGCUGGGGUGACAGCAACUGGCCAAGAUGUGUACCAGGUACCUCCAUCCUGGGAGAGCAGCACCAAGCCACUUGGCAAGGUGAUUGUUCCAACUCGAGUUGGACAGGUGUAUGUGUACGACACAGUGAAAGCUGACAAGGACGAGUACGACGUUCCACCCAGACAUCAGCCAUCAGCCCAGCAGGACAUUUAUGAUGUACCACCCACCCGCCAGCAGUACAGCACCCAGGUGUAUGACACUCCUCCUAUGGUGGUGAAGGGGCCAUCUAGUGGUCAAGGCAUAUAUGACACUCCAGCAAUCACAGACAAGAACCCCCAGCAAACUGUCUACGAUUUCCCCCCCUCAGUGAGUAAAGAUGUUCCCGAUGGUCAGUUAAUCAGAGAGGACACCUACGACGUGCCACCUCACUUUGCCAAACUGAAGCACAAAGUUCCCGUCACUCCGGGAAAGUUCCAGCACAACAACGUCAGCGAUGAUGAUGAGCCACCAAUUCCAGAAGACGUUUAUGAUGUUCCACCACCUAUCAUGACUGAGAAGCAUCAUCAGGGUGAGAGGGGUGCAGCGAGCCAGGCCACACAGGAGAUCUAUGACAUCCCGGCUGCCCUGCGUGCUGGAAGCCUCACCAGUCAGGAUGUGUACGACUUCCCACGGGAACGAGAGGACAGAGGAGGCGAGAGGGGAGACCAGUAUGUCUAUGAUGUCCCACCACAGGUCGUUCGGGACGCCCAGUCCGGUGCUGAGGAACUGACCGUGUCUUUUAAGCGCCUCUCUGCUUCGAGCACAGGAAGCACACGGAGCAACCACUCUUCUUCUUCAUUAGACACAGUUCCUGUCCGCGACACCCCUUCAGUUCCUGCCUCUGGCUCCGUCCAAGGGAAACCACUCAUGUUGGACCUUGAUCAGGCCAUGGAGCGUCUUUCUCGCCUCCAGCAGGCUGUUGAGUCCAGUGUUUCCCUCAUGAUGUCAUUCAUCACAGGCAACUGGAGGAGCCCUGCUCAGCUGGAGGGAAACCUUAUAGCCAUUCAUCAGGCUGCUGACCGGGUACGAGCCACUGUCAGAGACUUCCUAGAAUUUGCUCGGGGCGCUGUUUCAAAUGCUGCCCAGGCCACAGACCGCUCGCUGCAGACCAAGCUCAGUCGGCAAGUGGGAAAGAUGGAGGACGUCUUCCACAGUUUGAUUCGGCAUAGUCAAAGCCUAGAAAGCGUCUCAUGGUCACCCACGGCACUAUCAACGCCACCUUCAGGAGGGGAUGACUUAGAUCGACUGAUCAUGACAGCAAGAGGCAUCCCUGAUGAUGCCAAGCAGCUUGCUUCCUUUCUUCACGGUAAUGCCUCGCUGCUAUUUAAAAGGACAACCCGGCAGCAGCAGCAGCUGCCCCUUCCUCCAAUCCCAGGGGAGAUCAGCGGUCACAUGACAGGAUCAGGUAGCGGAACCUACCAAGGAGGGGAAAAAGUGCAUAUUCAGUCCCGGCCCCUCCCUUCUCCGCCGAAAUUUACAGCAACAGAGGAUGAGGAUGGCAUGGACAGGCCGUACGAGGUCACAGAGGAAGGCUGGAUGGAGGACUAUGAUUACGUCCAUUUACAGGGAAAAGAAGAGUUUGAGAAGAACCAAAGACAGCUCCUGGAGAAAGGAAACAUUAUAAGACACAACAAGACACAAUUGGAACAGCAACAGAUCAAACAGUUUGAGCGGCUGGAGCUGGAAGUCAGCCGACCAAUAAAUAACGACAUGACAGGCUGGGUCCCGCCUUCGCACCAUCCGCUGGCCAACCAGCUAUCAAAGAGCAGCCCUGGAGAGCCCACAUCCUCCAAGUUGUGUCAUGGGGACCGUCAGCUGCUCCUCUUCUACCAAGAGCAGUGUGAGCAGAACAUCACCACGGUUACCAAUGCCAUCGAUGCCUUCUUCACCGCCGUCAACUCCAACCAGCCGCCAAAGAUCUUUGUGGCACACAGCAAAUUUGUCAUCCUCAGUGCGCACAAGCUGGUUUUCAUCGGGGACACAUUAUCAAGGCAGGCCAAGUCUCCAGAGGUGAGGUCCCGAGUGGCCCAGAGCAGCAACACCCUGUGUGAAAAACUCAAAGACAUCGUAAUCAGUACGAAAACAGCAGCGCUGCAGUACCCCUGUCCGGGAGCAGCCAAAGAGAUGACGGAGAGAGUCAAGGAGCUGGCUGGGUGCACGCAGCAGUUCAGGAUGGUCCUGGGACAGCUACUGCUGAUGUAGGAACCCAAACCCAAUCUGCACUGCACUGUUCCACGCACAGUGGAAGUGGUGCACACUCCUGUAGUGUGAGGUUGGACACAAUACAGGACUUUUUUAUCUCUUAGUCUUGAGACACAGCAUUAAGGCCUGUGGGAAUCGUUGUUCACUGGAGUUAACCUGUCAUCUCUCUUGUCCAUGCUCUCUGUGUUCACUGGGAUCAUUCCUUUCUUAGAUUCUCAAACUACACAGCAGUAAAGGAGCAUCGUAUGUUAUGUGGCCUGUAAAAUCAUCAGUGUAAAUAUUUAACUUCCCUGUUUAAUGAGAUGAACAAAACUAAACAAGGCAUCCAACAAUAAAAAUGUUUGUUUUCUACAGAAAGAAAAUAUGGAUAUGAAUCAGAAUUGACGGUAUCAAUCACUGUUAUUAAUAUUGCCUUUACUGUAUAGUUAUGGCUCUGAUUCUUGGUAUGGAUGUAUAAAUUCCAGAUGUAAUGUAUAGCUCUAUGUUGUAAUGAGUGUGUCCAUCCUCUAUUCUCAACAAGUAUCUUUAAAUAUCAUCUGAGGGUCUGAUGUUACCCCGGCAACUCCAUGUCCAAAGUGACUCAAGCUAGAACAGUUGUCCCACCUGAGCGCCGCUGCUGCCCCAAACAUCCCCAAAACCGUGAAGCUGCAGGUGCAGCUAAGACAUCUGUGCCAUCUCACAUGAUUUUCUUUUGACAAACUCUAUCUAUGUUGUUUUGUAAGAGGCAUGUAUUCAACUGAAGUGAAAAAGGGUAAAUACACCAAUGCAAUUAAA